AUAUGGAGUAUGAACAUGAGCUAGCAACAGCAUCCUCAAGACGUCAAGCCAAUGUCAAGCUGAAACAAACAAUGGAUAAAUAUGGUGCUAUAUAACAACCCUUGCUUCCAUAUUAAGUUGUGUGUUUGUGUGGAGCCCUUGAAGCUUUCCUCUUCCCUUAAAUACCUCCUCCCCUCUGCUCCCCCAGACUGCCCAUUCCAUCAGAUAGCAGUACACCUACAGAUAAGCUCAUCCCCUAAGCCAAACAUCAGACAAACACAAAAAUUCAGUAAUAACAUUUCACUCCCCCAUCCAUAUCCGUCUCCCUCAGCCUCUCAGGUGUCUGCUUAAUUUCUUUGUUCUCAUUGGUUUCAUAUGAAGACCCCUAUAACACGGCUAGCUUAGAAUUCCUCAGUACGUAGUAAGGAUAAUACAUUGAUGGAUCUGGCUCGGACGCCGGCGCGGCGGCCCAUGGAGCCGGGGCUGGCGCGGCGGCUGUGGCAUGUGGUGCUGGCCGUGUGCCACAUGCUCCGGCGCGGGCUGGGCCGCAAGCGCCUGAUGAUGGACCUCCACCUCCUGCUGGGCCGGGGCAAGCUCGCCGGCCGGGCCCUCCGCGGCCACAUCGCCUCGUCCUCUUCUUCCUCCUCCGCUCUCGCAUGGCGGCCGCGGGAGGUGGAGUUCAGCUGCACAACCACGCCGUCCUUCCCGCAGCACUACGGCGGGCUCUUCCCCUUCAACUUCAAGGGCCGUGGCGGCGCGGGGGCCCGCGGCGGCAGGGAGUACGGGGGCCUGGACGCGGCCGCCGUGGCGCGGGCGUUCGAGAUGAUGAGCGCCGACGUGGAGUCCGGCAGGGCCACGCCAGCGGCGGUGGCCGGCGGGGUGUCGGCGGCGGCGACCCCGUCGCCCAUGGUGGCGUGGAUCCUGGGCCGCAGCCCCGCCGGGGUCCGGCCGCUGCGGGUCACCGACUCGCCGUUCCCCGUCGUGCCCGAGGACGGCGCCGGCAGCGGCAACGAGCGCGUGAACGCGGAGGCCGAGGACUUCAUCCGGAGGUUCUACGAGCAGCUCCGGAUGCAGCACCCCUCCGUCGCCACUCCGGAGUACUACUAGCCGGCGUCGCUGCCGUAGGUCGCUAAUUAGCCGAGCUCUACCUUGAUUUGAUUUGCAUCCGAGCCGUGCGUUGUACGGAGGUGUGGAUCGUGUGGUUGUGCAGAUAUCAUGCGUGAACGCGUGGGUGGCGUGGCGGCGGCGAUGUACACGAACGGAACGGUAAUUUGCAUGCUUAAUUAAUUGGCCGUAAUUAGACGUGUAUCAAGUGUUUCAACAUGGAGAUCUCCGUUUCGGCUAUUUAUUAAAUUAAACACUGAUGAUGAUGGCCUUUUUCACUAAUCUCAGUUUUAGUUUCCGGUAAAUUUGUACUCUAGCUAGGACUUUUUUGUAUGCUCACAAUUUGUGAUAAUAUCUAUGUAUCGCCGAUUAAUGGAGUUCA
Molecule: messenger RNA, 1465 nt
Organism: Brachypodium distachyon (stiff brome)
Lineage: Eukaryota; Viridiplantae; Streptophyta; Magnoliopsida; Poales; Poaceae
Exons: 1
Coding region: 418-1086 (222 amino acids)
Source: RefSeq, a predicted model, not a curated record